AUGAAAGGCCACGGCUCGCGGUUCGGACGGGGGCGGAAACUUGCAGCGCGCCCGCUCAUGUUUCUACUAGUGCUGGUGCUAUUGACUUGGAACGCCGUGCCAGCGCACGGACGCCGUGGAGACGACCAGCUUCCCAGCUGUGAUGCCGCACGCGCAAGUUACGAGGGUGGCAAGCUCUACGAUGUUCUGGGUCUAAAGCGCAGCGCUUCGGCAAAGGACAUCAAAAAGCACUUCAAACGCAUGUCCGUCAAGUGUCACCCAGACAAAGACCGCGAGAGCUCAAACGCUGAAGAUAAUUUCAUUGCCAUCGCGGCCGCCUACGAAACAUUGGGAGACGAGACGAAACGCAAGGAAUACGACACAUAUGGCUCGCCCAACCAGCGCGGCGGGCCAGAUGGAGGCUCUCCUCACCGUGGUACCAACGAUCAGUAUGCUUGGAAGCCCAAGCAAUAUCAAGACGUUAAUGUUGAUGAUAUUUUCAAGUCCUUCUUUGGUGGGAAUACGGGAGGUGGGAGCGGCAAACCAGGCAGCUUUCACUAUUCGUUUGGUGGAGCUCGGCCCGGUGACGCUGGCGACGAUGAUUUCGAGAACUUGUUUCGUGAUUUCAACUUUGGAAGCUUUGGUCAAAAGCGUCGACGCUCGUCAGCCGACAACCCGUUUGGUGCCAUUAACGACAUCUUUGGCGCCGCGUUUGGGGGACUGUUUGGCGAUCAGCCCACGCCGCCUCCUCCAGCCUCACCCAACAGCGAUUUCCUCAAUCUUGCAAACAAGCCGUUCACAUCUGCUUGCUCUUGA
This is a messenger RNA of Monosiga brevicollis MX1, 795 nucleotides long. RefSeq lists its product as uncharacterized. Gene Ontology annotation, biological process: negative regulation of apoptotic process; mitochondrion organization. The transcript is spliced from 5 exons. Bases 1 to 795 code for a protein of 264 amino acids. Gene Ontology annotation, cellular component: mitochondrion. The record is from RefSeq and is a predicted model, not a curated record. Lineage: Eukaryota; Choanoflagellata; Craspedida; Salpingoecidae.